AUGCAUUCAGCUGUCCUCGCCACUGCCACCUUCUUCCUACUGAGCUGGACUCACUGCUGGUCCCUACCCCUUCCCAAUGGUGAUGAUGAUGACGAUGACUUGUCUGAGGAAGACCUCGAGUUUGCAGAGCACUACCUGAAAUCAUACUAUCACCCUGCAACUCUUGCGGGGAUCCUGAAGAAGUCAGCCGUGACCACCACAGUUGAUAGGCUCCGAGAAAUGCAGUCUUUUUUUGGCCUCGAGGUGACUGGCAAACUUGAUGAUCCCACCUUAGACAUCAUGAGAAAGCCGAGAUGCGGAGUCCCUGAUGUGGGAGAAUACAACGUUUUCCCUCGAACACUCAAAUGGUCCCAAACGAACUUAACUUACAGAAUUGUGAACUACACCCCAGACAUGUCCCAUUCUGAAGUGGAGAAGGCCUUCAAGAAAGCCUUCAAGGUCUGGUCAGAUGUGACACCUCUGAAUUUCACCAGAAUCCACGAUGGUACUGCUGAUAUCAUGAUAUCUUUUGGAACCAAAGAGCAUGGUGACUUCUACCCGUUUGAUGGACCUUCUGGCCUUCUGGCACAUGCUUUUCCUCCCGGACCAAACUACGGAGGGGAUGCCCAUUUUGAUGAUGAUGAGACCUGGACAAGCAGUUCCAAAGGCUACAACUUGUUUAUUGUUGCUGCCCAUGAGCUUGGCCACUCCCUAGGUCUGGACCACUCCAAGGACCCGGGAGCCCUGAUGUUUCCCAUCUACACCUACACUAGCAAAAGCCAUUUCGUGCUUCCUGAGGAUGAUGUUCAAGGAAUCCAGUUUCUCUACGGUCCGGGAGAAGAUGACCCCAACCCUAAACAUCCCAAAACACCAGAGAAGUGUGACCCAACCUUAUCCCUGGAUGCCAUUACCAGUCUCCGAGGAGAAACUAUGAUCUUUAAAGACAGAUUCUUCUGGCGUCUGCACCCUCAGCAGGUGGAACCUGAGCUGUUUCUAACAAAAUCCUUUUGGCCAGAACUUCCCAACCGUGUGGAUGCUGCGUAUGAACAUCCAUCCCGGGACCGUAUGUUCAUCUUUAGAGGUAGAAAAUUCUGGGCUCUCAAUGGUUAUGACAUUUUGGAAGGCUAUCCUAAAAAAAUAUCUGAUCUGGGAUUUCCAAAAGAGGUGAAGAGGAUUAGUGCUGCUGUUCACUUUGAGGACACAGGAAAGACGCUCUUCUUCUCGGGGAACCAGGUGUGGAGAUAUGAUGAUGCUACCCAGACUAUGGACAAAGACUCUCCCCAAUUCAUAGAAGAGGAAUUCCCCGGAAUUGGAGAUAAAGUAGACGCUGUCUAUGAGAAAAACGGCUACCUCUACUUUUUCAAUGGGCCCAUACAGUUUGAAUACAGUAUCUGGAGCAACCGAAUUGUGCGAGUCAUGCCAACAAAUUCCUUACUGUGGUGUUAAGCAUCUUUUCAAAAUUGUUAUUUAAGUGCUAGAGAGCAUUUGGGGUAACAUUUUCAGAUGGGUGGGGUGGUGGGGCGACACCAGGGGGAGCUUAGUUCUGUGAACAAGCUUCAGGAGCUUAUCUUUGAGCGUACAGCAUCUAUCUAUGUGGCUGGAACCACACUGAAGAAUUUUAAAAUAAUGAAAUUGAGAACCCCAAGGGUCACCUGAUUCUUGGGUGCUAUGAAGAAACAAGAUUAGUAUUUCCCACAGCAAACAUGGGAUCCAUCUGUUGAUGAGAGUGAGCAUAAUUAUUAAUAUAUUUAUUAAAAAGCCUAAAAGGUAUGAAAUAAAUCAUAUUUAUAUAACUAUGAAUCGUCUCUACAAAAAGUAUGAACUUACAAACAUGGAAAUUUGGGGGAGUGUAUGGUGGCCAUAGAUGAACAUACAUAAGUGGAAACACAUGUAAAAUACAUACU
Acomys russatus (golden spiny mouse) is the source of this 1883-nucleotide messenger RNA. RefSeq names its product matrix metallopeptidase 13 (gene Mmp13). The transcript has 10 exons. The record is from RefSeq and is a predicted model, not a curated record. Gene Ontology annotation, biological process: collagen catabolic process; extracellular matrix organization; proteolysis. Lineage: Eukaryota; Metazoa; Chordata; Mammalia; Rodentia; Muridae. Gene Ontology annotation, molecular function: zinc ion binding; metalloendopeptidase activity. The coding region runs from base 1 to 1425 and encodes 474 amino acids. Gene Ontology annotation, cellular component: extracellular matrix.